AUAUCUAUCAUCAUGUCCAAAUAUCAAUACGAAACUGUUAAAGUGCAAGUCUUUCCUGAAGGAAUUGCACAUGUGCAGUUAAAUAGACCAAAUAAAUUAAAUGCAUUUAAUGAUCAGCUUAUUGUUGAUGUGAGAGCCAUUUUUCGUGAUAUUUCUGAUGAUAAUAAUAUCUUGGUCGUCAUUAUUUCUGGCUCAGGUCGUAUGUUUACUGCUGGCCUAGAUUUGACAGAAACAAGUCUUAAAAGUUUAAAUGUGGGUGAUCCUGCUCGUGCUGCUUACAGAAAUCGAGCUCAUAUCCAAGAUUUUCAAAAUGCUUUUACAGCUAUCGAAGAAUGUACAAAGCCUGUAAUUGCAGCUGUCCAUAAUGCCUGCUUUGGUGCCGGUGUUGAUUUAAUUACUGCUUGUGAUAUUCGUUAUUGUACAAAAGAUUCCUUUUUUUGUGUAAAAGAAGUAGAUGUUGGACUUGCUGCUGAUGUCGGUUCUUUACAACGUCUUCCAAAGGUCAUUGGUAAUCAUAGUCUUGUUCGUGAGCUUUGCUUGACGGGUCGCAAUAUGUAUGCUAAAGAAGCUUUAGAAUGUGGAUUUGUUAACAAAGUAACCGAAAAUCAAGAAGCUGUUUUAGCUGAAGCCUUUGCUAUUGCUAAAAUUAUCGCUUCCAAGUCCCCAGUUGCUGUUUUGGGCACAAAACAUUUAUUGAAUUAUUCUCGCGAUCAUUCAGUUGCUGAAGGUUUGGCCUAUACAGUCACCUGGAAUUCAGCUAUGUUAAAUACAGAGGAUAUUCCACUUUCAAUCCAAGCAUUUGUUACAAAGAAGCCUGCAAAAUAUUCUAAACUCUAGAUGCUUUAGUAAAUAUUGAUAAAUAGGAUCCACUAAUAGUUUUAAAUAUAAGCAUUAUUCAGAGAAAAAAGUCUUAUAAAAAAAACAAUAUGCAUCUAUUUUUUUUUUUUAACCGCUGAGCUGGAAAUACACAUAUUUUUUUUUCGGGCUAUAAUGGCCGUCAUUCGGGGUUUUUUUUUUUUUU
Molecule: messenger RNA, 1021 nt
Organism: Cokeromyces recurvatus
Lineage: Eukaryota; Fungi; Mucoromycota; Mucoromycetes; Mucorales; Mucoraceae
Product: ClpP/crotonase-like domain-containing protein
Exons: 7
Coding region: 13-837 (274 amino acids)
Cellular component (GO): mitochondrion
Molecular function (GO): delta(3,5)-delta(2,4)-dienoyl-CoA isomerase activity
Source: RefSeq, a predicted model, not a curated record